Molecule: messenger RNA, 375 nt
Organism: Penicillium cataractarum
Lineage: Eukaryota; Fungi; Ascomycota; Eurotiomycetes; Eurotiales; Aspergillaceae
Exons: 2
Coding region: 1-375 (124 amino acids)
Source: RefSeq, a predicted model, not a curated record
AUGCGUUUUACAACUAUCGGACUUCUUACCUUCGCGGUGGCCGCAGCUGCUAUGCCUGGCCAAAGUGAUCCACCUAAGUCGCUCGAUAUCACGCAGCAAUGCGGCUCCCAAAUCCUGGCUUGUUGCUCGGAGAUCAACAUCUACCCUGGGGGUGAUCCGUCGGUCGAAAAGAGACAGCUUGGAAAUCUUGUUGAUAGCCUUGUCGGUACCGUUGAUGGGGUUCUGGGAACCCUCGGCCUAGGUGGAGGCGGCGAAGGCCUCUGCCAUACCCAUGAAGAUAACGGUGCUGUGUGCAAGGGAACUUUCGCAUGCUGUCCCGGCAAUGGCAACAAGUGUAUCGCCGUCUCCAACGACAAGCACAAGUUCGAUGAUUAA